AUGGAGGAGGUGACCCGUCUGGUGUCUACAGGAGACUGUGUGAAGAUCUGGGAUGUGGUCUCCAUGUCUCCUCUGGAUCAGUUCAACCCUCACAGCAGCAGCCACCCUCUAGCUCAGGCCUGCUGGAGCUCCAACAACCAGUACCUGGUCAGCGCCAGCAGCAGCGGAGACAAGCUGGUGGUGUCCAGCCUCAAGUCCUCAGCGGUCCCAGUGGUGGAGCUGGGCGACGGGAAACAACAAACCAGUGUGUGUCUGAGUUCCUCAUCUCAGUUUGUGGUCAGCGGAGGUCUGGAUCACGGCGUUCACAUCUGGGACCUGAAGACCAAGAGACUGCACCGCUCCCUCAAGGACCACAAAGAAGAGGUGACCUGCGUCUCCUUCAAUGCCAACGACAGCUACGUGGCCUCCGGGUCCACCAGCGGAGACCUGGUCCUCCACAGUCUGACCACCAACCUGUCCAGCAAAGCCUUCGGACACGGCAGCAACCAGCCCAUCCACGACCUGAGGCUGUCCGCUCUGAAGCGCUCUCUGCUGGGCAGCGUGUCUGACAGCGGCACCGUGGUCCUGUGGGACUCCAACACCCAGAAGGAGCUCCACGUGUUCGACGGGGCCCACAAGGCCCCCGGAUCCGGCCUCGCCUUCUCCCCCGCCAGUGAGCUGCUGGUGGUCAGCGUCGGCCUUGACAAGAAGAUCGUCUGCUACGACACGGCCAGCAAGAUCAUCCUGAGGUCGAUCCGGGUGGACAGUCCUCUGACCUCGGUGGACUUCACGCCGGAUGGCACUGGUCUCGUCGUGGGAUCCACUCAGGGGAAGAUCUACCAGUACGACCUGAGGAACUCCAGCGCCCCCACCAGGAUCACAGCGGCACACAAAACAUCCGUCACCUGUCUGCGCUUCCAGAGCAACACCAGUAAACUCAAGGUAUCACAGAGUAACACCAGUAAACACAAAGUAUCACAGACCAACACCAGUAAACACAAA
This is a messenger RNA of Anarrhichthys ocellatus (wolf-eel), 981 nucleotides long. Its product is annotated as protein NEDD1-like. NCBI's taxonomy places the organism in Eukaryota, Metazoa, Chordata, Actinopteri, Perciformes, Anarhichadidae. The annotation marks the transcript as partial. Gene Ontology annotation, biological process: microtubule nucleation; mitotic cell cycle. Gene Ontology annotation, molecular function: gamma-tubulin binding. Gene Ontology annotation, cellular component: centriole; centrosome; spindle pole. The record is from RefSeq and is a predicted model, not a curated record. The transcript has 6 exons.